Molecule: messenger RNA, 981 nt
Organism: Monoraphidium neglectum
Lineage: Eukaryota; Viridiplantae; Chlorophyta; Chlorophyceae; Sphaeropleales; Selenastraceae
Exons: 6
Coding region: 1-981 (326 amino acids)
Source: RefSeq, a predicted model, not a curated record
AUGGCGCUGCUCGGCCAGACCCCUGAGACGGCGCUCAGCGCGCUGGCGUGCAGCAUAGAGUUCUACAGGCGGCAGCAGGCCCUCGCGGAGGAGGUGCGCGAGAGGGCAUGCGCCAAGCGGGAGAUGGCGAGCGAGAAGAAGAUGGUGAAGCUCAGGGCCCACUGCGAGGCGCAGCUGGGCAAGAUCCACAAGGCCUACAAGGCGGCGAAGCACAAGUGUGAGCUACUGGACCAGGAGCUGAGGGAGAUGGCCACCAAGUACGAACACAAGUCCAAGCAGACGCGCCACCUGCAGGAGAUGGUCGGGCAGCUGCAGCAGCAGCAGCAGCGGCAGCAGCAGCAUGAUGGUGGCAUGCGCGGCCACAUGACGGGGGGCGGUGGCGGUGGCGGUGGGCCCACGCGCAUGUCACCUAUGGGCCUUGCUGGCGGCGGCGGCUUGCACCACCAGCAGCACAUGGUCACGACUGUGCGCCGCACGGCGGUGAUCGACAUGAGCCCCAACACUGGCAACAUCUUGGGCGGCGCGUUCCAACAGAGCAACAUGGCCCUCCGUGGCCCCUCACCGGGCGGGCGAGGCGUUGGCGGGGGUGGGGGCGGGGGCAACGGGAUGAACAUAGGCCAGACCAGCCGCGGCGCCAACAACGGGCUGCUGGGGAACCUGCUUCAUGGCGGCGCGGCGCUGGCCCCUGAGUCGCCCGCGGGCUUUGGUGCCCUGACCAGAGGGGGCGGCGGUGGCGGUGGUGUAUUUGAUCAGCUACCCCGAGGCGUGUCAUCUGCGGACCGGCUCGGCGGCCGCGGCGGCGUGCACGGCGGCGGCAGCAGCAUGGGCGGUGCGGCGGCAGCGCUCAACUCCCUGCUGGCCCAGGGCGGCGGGGCGGGCAACGGCGUCGUGCGGCACAGCGGUGGGGCCGCAAAUGGACGACUGUUCGGCAGCGGUGCGCUUGGGCGCAGCGGCGGCGGCGGUUUCAACCUAAGUGAGUAA